Molecule: messenger RNA, 540 nt
Organism: Arachis ipaensis
Lineage: Eukaryota; Viridiplantae; Streptophyta; Magnoliopsida; Fabales; Fabaceae
Source: RefSeq, a predicted model, not a curated record
GCUGCACAAAGGAGAGAGAGAGAUGGCAACAGCUGAACUUGGAUUCAAAAAGCCGUUAAGCAAGGAAGAAAAAGUAAUGAAGAAGAAAGAGCGUCUGACUGCCAUCGGUAAAUCAUCUGGAUGUGAGUUUUUUUGUCAUACAGAUUUGCGGAAUGAUCGUCCCUCUACAACACAAUUUAAGGAUAAACUUUCAUGGUUUCUUAGUUCUCUGCCUUCUGCUGAUUGUGCAAAAGGACAUAACUAUUGUGACACGGAAACAGUUGCAAUUGGCUGGAAAUAAAGAGUUGAGUCACGUGUCCUACUUAUAUAUAUGUUUAUAUAGUUAUGCUUAAUUAGUAUUGGUAAUUUAAUUUGACUUUCAUUGAAUGAGGGUUUAUGAGACCUCUUAACUAUCAAAUAGCAAGAGCACAUGUUCUUUGUGAUGUCAUUGUAAUUUCUAGUAAUGAGAAGAACCACGUCAAUGAGUUAUAGUUCAAAUGGCAUAGUCUUUCCAUACUCAAUUAAGAGGUUGUAGGUUCGAGUCUCCUAUCUUUGUUAAAA